This is a messenger RNA of Glycine soja, 1405 nucleotides long. Its product is annotated as WAT1-related protein At1g43650-like. Gene Ontology annotation, molecular function: transmembrane transporter activity. The coding region runs from base 70 to 1182 and encodes 370 amino acids. Gene Ontology annotation, cellular component: plasma membrane. NCBI's taxonomy places the organism in Eukaryota, Viridiplantae, Streptophyta, Magnoliopsida, Fabales, Fabaceae. The transcript is spliced from 7 exons. The record is from RefSeq and is a predicted model, not a curated record.
GACCAAAUUUGCAUCCCAACUUCACAAAUAACCAGGGACAUCCUAAGUUUAGCACAACAUUCUUGAACUAUGUCUAACAAUGAAUGUGCAUUUGGGGUGGUGUAUGUGAAAUUCAAGCCUCACCUUCUCAUGGUUCUAGUUCAGCUGGUUCUUUCGUUUCUCUACUUCCUAGUAGAGGCUUCAUUAAACAAAGGGAUGAACCCUCAUGUCUUUGUUACCUAUCGGCAUGCUGUUGGGGGCAUAGUUGUGCUUCCUUUUGCUUACAUUCGUGAAAGAAAAACAUGGCCAAAGUUGACUUUGACGAUGUUCGUGGAGCUAUUUUUUCUUUCCCUCUUCGGGAUCAGUCUUACUCUGAACAUGUUUUUUGAAAGCUUGAAGUAUACCACUCCUUCCUUUGUUGCAUCCAUGAUUAAUACAAUCUCACCCCUUACUUUUAUAAUUGCAGUUGGACUCAGGCUAGAGGUUGUUGAUGUUAAGAAGCCUCGUGGGAUGGCUAGAGUUUUUGGAACUGUAUUAUCUUUGAUUGGUGCCUUGAUAAUGACUUUGUAUAAAGGGCAUACGAUACAAAGCUUACGGGGUGCACCCUUCAAUGUCAGAGGCAAAUUGGUUCAUAAUAACUGGAUUAAAGGAUCGAUUUUGUCUGUUGCAAGUUGCAUAUCAUGGUCUUUAUGGUACAUACUACAGGCAAUCAUAGUGAAGAAAUAUCCAGCACAACUGUCACUAACAGCAUGGAUAAAUUGCAUGGGUGCAGCCCAGUCUGCUGCCUUUACUGUACUCGUGCAACGCAAGCCCACAGCAUGGUUCAUUACAUCCACUGUUGAACUCUGUUGCAUUUUUUAUGCAGGAGUUAUAUGUGGUGGUUUUGUUAUAUUCGGUCAAUUCUGGACCGCAGAACAAAAAGGGCCAGUCUUUGUGAGCAUGUUUAAUCCCCUUGGAACAAUUUUGGUGGCAAUUCUAGCAUACUUUGUUUUUGGGGAACAACUUCACACUGGCAGUUUAUUGGGAGUGGUCAUUGUUAUCAUCGGCCUAUACUUGCUAUUAUGGGGAAAAGAAAGUGACGGAGAUUACAAGUCACAACAAUCUUUUCCAACUCAUGUUGAGCAGAAGGAAUAUAGGACGCAGAUAAAGACUUCAGCUGAGGAAGAGGUACCACAGAGGAGCGUAUCACAUGCCACAAAUUAAUGGCUAAUAUGGCCCAAUUAUUGCAGAAAACAAAUACACUAACAAUAAGCUGAUUUUUGCUCUACGAUUACGAGAAGUGAUUAUAAAAUGUAACUCGAUGAAUUAUGUGCACUUGUAGAAAAAAAAUUGGCCUAGACAACGUGUUAUUAUUCAGUUAGUCGUAAACAGUCAUCAACUUGUGUUGCUUUGACCCGUCUAAUUUUAAUGUUUACUUUCAAUCAAA